AUGGAGGAGUUGGAUGAGCUACGCAAUGAGGCGUAUGAAAGUGCAAGGAUUUACAAGGACAAAGUGAAGCGGUUGCACGAUCGUCGCAUUUCUCACAAGAAGCACUGUCCCAGAAUGAAGGUGCUAUUGUUCAAUUCUAGACUAAAGUUGUUUCCGGGCAAGCUGAAAUCUAGAUGGAGUGGUUCAAUUUUACUAAAGGAGGUGUUUGAGCAUGGUGCUAUAGAGGUGUUUAAUGAGAAUACGAAGGAGAGUUUAAGAGUGAACGGCCAUAGAGUGAAGUCGUACUAUGAGCACCAGAGCCCGCCGAUGGUGGUGGAGUCUCAAGCUCUGCACGAUCCUCAUUGA
Messenger RNA from Salvia miltiorrhiza (redroot sage), 345 nucleotides. RefSeq lists its product as uncharacterized. Lineage: Eukaryota; Viridiplantae; Streptophyta; Magnoliopsida; Lamiales; Lamiaceae. The record is from RefSeq and is a predicted model, not a curated record. The transcript has a single exon. Bases 1 to 345 code for a protein of 114 amino acids.